This is a messenger RNA of Prorocentrum cordatum, 1950 nucleotides long. NCBI's taxonomy places the organism in Eukaryota, Dinophyceae, Prorocentrales, Prorocentraceae. The record is from the annotation of a GenBank genome assembly.
AUGGCGGGCGCGGGCACCGAGGCGUUCUUCUGGAGGCUGCCGCUGCCGGGCCCCCCGCUCCAGCCCUGCGAGGACCUCCCCGACGGGCCCGCGGCCGCCUUCUUCUGGCGGCUGCCGCCCGCGGCCCUCGCAGAGGAGCGACGGCCCCCGCGGGAGGCGCUGCAGGACACGCCGGAGCGCAGGCCGGGCGCCGCCGCCUCGAGCGGCGCCGAGCUCCUCGGCGAGGCCUCCGCCGAGCGGAGGCCGGGCGCCCCCGCCUCCGACGAGCGCGGGGCGGAGGGCUCCUCCGGGGCCGAGCGCGGGGCGGAGGCCUCCGCCGAGCGCAGGCCGGGCGCCCCCGCCUCCGCUGAGCGGAGGCCGAGCCUGGCGGAGGAGAUGGUGGAGAUGCUGGACCGCUGCGCGGCAGAGCGCCAGGCGCUGCAGCGCAACCUGGCGGACCUGGGCGAGCAGAUGGAGCGCCUGCGGAGCCUGACGGCCCAGGCGGGCCGCCAGCGCUCCUCGGACGACGCCCGGGGCGCCCCGCCGCGGCGCGAGGCCGAGCCGGCGGGCCCCGGCGGCGUGCCAUCGGAGGUGGUGGGCCGAGUGUUGUGGUGCCUCGACUUCCACAGCCUGGCGCAGGCGACCUGCGCGUGCCCCGAGUGGGCGGGGCUCGCGCGCUCGGAGGGCCGCUGGGCCUGGCUCUUCGAGGCGGACUGGGGCGUGCAGGCCGCAGGGUCUCGGCAGGAGUACCGCCGCUGGCUGUGCCGCUGGCGCGGCCUGAAGUCCACGCUGUCCGGCCUGCGCGGCAGCGCGUGCCCCUCCGGCAUCUGCGGGUCUCACGCCCGGCGCCAGUUGUUUGAGGCGCUGGAGUGCCUCGUCGAGCUCGGCGCGGCCGAGGAGCCGGGGGCGCACUACCCCUCGCACGUCCGGGGGUUGCUGCGGGAAGUAGGCGGCGGUGACACCCUGCUGGCGCUGCUGGAGGACGAGUCGCCGCACCUGAUGUGCCUGGCGGCGCGCUGCCUGGCAGACCUGGCCUCGGACGCGGAGGAGCGGCCCCGCCUCCGCGCUGAGAUCGUGCAGCGUGGGGCGCUCGUGCGCUCCUUGCUAGAGGGCGAGGACGCAGACGUGGUCGAGGCCUCGGCGCGCAUGAUGAUCAACCUGCACGGAAGUGCCCCUGGCACGCCUCUGGGCAUGCGCCGGCGCGGGCCUGCGGCCUUCCUGUGGAGCGGCGGCGGCUGCGCGGGCGGAUUCCUCGAGCACGGUGCGCGGGGCUCGUCGGGCAGCGCCUGGGCCGGAACUUGGGCCGGCGAGAUGCAGUACGCCCGCGGAGGCGAGCGCCACGCUUCGCUUCGCCUGCUGAUGGGGCCGCGCAGCGAUCCAGCGGUGGCCCGUGCCCUGGAGGCCCUGAGGGCCGCCCAGGCCGGCAGAGCCGACGCAGCUGCCGGCGAGCACGGCGGCCAGCGCCCCCGGAUGCGGGCAGAGGGCAACGCGGACUUCUGGAACUUUUUCGGCUUCCUCGCGGCCAGCGAUUUCGACGGGCCAGUCGAGCGGGCCCAGUACGUCGACGAGCAGAUGCGUCGGAGGCGCGAAGUGGGCUCUCCAUCUCACGGCGGCGCGGGCGCCGCCGGGCGCGCCAGCGCGACUGAUGGUCUCGUCGGCGCUGGUUGGGACGAACAGAAUGGCGGCUUCACCGUGGAGGCCGCGAUCCCCUGCCGCGUGCCAGGAAGCCCAGGCGGGGCGGAGGCUGCCACGCCACCCGCGCUCGCCAGCGCGGUGCCGCUGAGGCUGAGGCUGCGGUACGAGAGCCGCGGGGACGCGAGUUACGAGCUGACUGGCUUCCUCGCUGACGGGCGGGACGCUGACAAUGGGCACCGUGUGCCCGCCUUGUACGGUGUCUGGGCGACGGCGCCUUCACAGCACAAGCACCUGUUCGUUCUCCACCGUGUGGCCGCGCUACAGGACCUCCUGUAG